This is a messenger RNA of Magallana angulata, 1618 nucleotides long. Its product is annotated as prostaglandin E2 receptor EP4 subtype-like. The record is from RefSeq and is a predicted model, not a curated record. Gene Ontology annotation, molecular function: G protein-coupled receptor activity. Gene Ontology annotation, cellular component: plasma membrane. Lineage: Eukaryota; Metazoa; Mollusca; Bivalvia; Ostreida; Ostreidae. Bases 116 to 1129 code for a protein of 337 amino acids. The transcript is spliced from 3 exons. Gene Ontology annotation, biological process: adenylate cyclase-activating G protein-coupled receptor signaling pathway; positive regulation of cytosolic calcium ion concentration; inflammatory response.
AAGAAACCAGUAUACUGGUUAAGUUUUAAGUGUCUUGUACAACAUUUCCAAAACAUUGUUGUUUUAUGUCACUUCUGGGCGCAGUUAUACUGAAGCAUACAAGUAGACAGCAGAUAUGUUUACGACACAUCAAAUGAACCAGACAACUGAUAGCCUUCACAUACAUAAUUCAAGCACGACAAACUCUGGGUCUGACGUGGAAAAACCUGCUGCAAAUAUUGUACCUUCUAUUCUUUUUAUGACAUUUGGGACGCUGGGAAAUGGACUGGUGCUGUUUCUUCUCUGUCGGUUUUCCGCAGAACACAAAUGGCGUCCUUUUUACAGAUUUGUAUUGGCACUGUCUAUGAACGACCUUCUAGGAUUCACAUUUGCAACACCCUUUGGCAUCGCUCGAUAUAUCACAAACUUUAACUUUGAUUUCCCUGAUAGUCUUUGCAGCUACAUAGCUUUCAUUCAUAUGUUUGGAAUUUUGAACUCGGCUUGUAUAGUAUUAUCCAUGUCUCUGGAUAGAUUCAUAGCGAUAGUUUUUCCGUUUAAAUACAGCACGUCUUUAAAAGACCGCAGAGCUAACCUGUUGUUGUUAAUUGGAUGCGUCGUUUCAUUUCUUAUGUCGACUAUUCCACUUUUGGCGGGAAGACGCAGUCGCAGAUUUUAUCCGGGUUCAUGGUGCUUCGUAGAUUUCAAGUCUGACAGCUGGGUUGAUCGAGGCAUCUCCUUGGCUUACGCCUCCGCUGGCUUUAUAAUUAUGUGUUUAGUUGUCGUACUGAAUAUUUCAGUAAUCGUUACUCUUGUGCGUCAACAUUGUUUAACCGGAAACGAACGGAAACAACAGACAGCAUUUAGGAAGAAGAGAAAACAUUUGAUAGUUCUUAUGUUUGCUGUUGUCGUUCUGGCUGUCGUCUGCAACGUACCAUUGUUGAUCAACGUGUUUGCGCGUUCACUGGGAAUACUUCAAGGAAUGGAGAGUUUUGAAGUGUUUGGUCUCCGCAUGGCGUAUGUGAACAAUGUUCUUAACCCCUGGGUAUACAUCCUACUGCGAAAAGAAACUGUUGUAUUUUUCCAGAAAUUUCUACGCCUUCAAGUGUGUUGCAAAAACCGAGAAACUUCCACUGAUUCGACGGCGUUGUAAUCUCAGUGUGUUUUGAUAUUUACCUUUUUAAAAGGACAAUUUAUACAAAUGAAAUUUUCUACCUCUUCUGUCGAAAGUUCCAACAAUAAUAAUAUGUUUAUUGGUUUUAUUUUUCUUAUUAAUAUUUAUUUAAAACUCUCAUGUCAUUAAGACAUUUUGACAGCAAAAAUGAAAAAAAAAAUUCAGAACUUGGGUUUUAUCAUUCAUACUAACUUUAACCCAUGUUGUAGUGAUAUGAUGUUUGAGACCCAAUCUGAGAUUUAGAAUCGAGCCUAUUAUAAAAAAAAACUGUUUGCAAAUAGAUUCACUUUUAACUGUUGAUUAUGCACAUGUAAUUGGAUACUUCUUGUAUGCAUAUACAUGAAGAUCAACAAUUUGCCUAAAUUAAAGGAUAAUGUUUAUUGGCCAAGUUUUUUAAGUCUGUUUUAAUUUACACAAUUUGAAGACAUUUUGAUCCCAUUCAUGUUUUGAAAAUAUCAUGUUACUAAA